Cyclocybe aegerita is the source of this 711-nucleotide messenger RNA. Lineage: Eukaryota; Fungi; Basidiomycota; Agaricomycetes; Agaricales; Hemipholiotaceae. The record is from the annotation of a GenBank genome assembly.
AUGGCUGCCAAAUUCCUAUGCUGCCUGCCCCUCCGCCUCGGUGUGGUCGUCAUCUCCUUCCUCCAGUUCCUCUUCAGCGGUGCCGCCGCCGGUCUGCUAUGGUGGGCCCUCUGGUACAACCACGAGAAUGAUUUGGCUGCCAUCACCCAGUCCAUGAAGACAACGGUGAUCAUCGUCGCCGUGAUAUACACUGUCGCAGCCCUCGUUGGUCUCCUCGGAUUCCUCGGCGCCCUCCUGCGCAAGAACGCCUUCGUCAAGACCUUCUACGUCCUCCUCUGCGCCGUCUUCGGCUUCCAAAUCGGCAGCAGCAUCUGGUACCUCGUCACCUUCUACCGCAACCGCGGCCAGAGUCUCGAGGACUGCCUCAACGGCACAACCGACGCCAACCUCAUCGCGUACUGCCAGUCGAUGGACGCGUACAAGCGCGUGCCUCAGGGCGUCCUGAUCGCUUCUGCCAUCGUUCCUAUCCUCAUUCAAGGAUACGCCUGCUACGUUGUUCACCAAUACUCCAACCGCCUGACACAACAACGCGCUGAGCAAGCCCGUGCCGCGCAGGUCUUCGUUCCACCAAGCGGCCCUGCCUACCAACCCGUCAUGCGCAACGAGGAGACCUACCCACUGACAAACCAAAUCACCUACCCCUAUGCCGACAACACGCACUCGUUCGGGCACCAGGCCCAGAAAUCUGUAGACGCUGGCCAAAAGGUCUAA